AUGGCGGACGCGGUCCCUGUUUGUGAUGUCCUAAAUGAGGCGAUGGAAUACCUGUCAAAACUAGGAUCGAAUUUAAAGGUUCGGUCUGAGAAUUUGAAAGAGAAAAAAAUAAGGAAAGAUCGAUUAAAAAACACGCACGCUGUUCAAAAGGCCGCCAAUAAAGUGUUAUUGAUUUGCGAAUUAUCAAAAAAGUCGCUAGAUACUGUGGAAACUGGGGUAAAAAAUCUUUUGUCUCAUAUUGACGCCUCGCAAGCCUCUACUCAUUCUGGCGGGAAAAUAUCACGCUACUCAAAGGAAUCUAAUAUUCCAUAUGAGUAUUUUGAAUAUGAAUCCAAAAAGUUAAAAAUACGACAAAAAAUUUCGCUUGAUCAUUAUACAUCGGUUAAAGUUGUUGCAAAACCAAUGCCCCCAACUGUAUUUAGUGAGUAUCCUGUUUAUUAUGAUUGUAAACUUUUACAUCUAAAUAAGGAAAAUGCAAAACAAGUACAGAUAGCUAAAAAGGUAGCAGAAGACACUGCAAAAAGAUACAGCAGGGGAAGUGACAGCGAAGGUGGCGAGACAAAAGACCUUAGGCACGAGUUUAUAUCAGAGAAUUCAAAUAAUAUUCCUAGGGAUACUUCACAACCUCAUAAUAGAUUAGAUGACUCUGUUGCAAAUACCGUAGUUGACAAUUCCAAUAAUGAAGACAUUCAAGAAGGUAGCAGAUCAAAAAAUAAUUCAAAUGAAUCAUUAAGAGGAUUAUAUUUAGAACUUUCAACUGAAGAUAAUGCAAAGGAAGGGUUAACAAAUGAAUAUGGAAAUGACAAUGUUGGAGAAAAUAAUUAUGAGGGAAAUAAAAUAUCUGAAGAGAAGUUAGAAAUAGAAAAAAAAUCUGAAAAUGAAUGUAUAAAUAUGCAGCAGUCCAGAAAAAAAUAUAAACACAUUCAAGUUUUUGAUGAAAGUUCUGAUGGUAGCGAUAAAGGAGAGGAUAUUAAUAAUAGUAAAACUACAAAACUAGAAGGAAAUGAGUCCACAAACUUACGUCAGGAUGAUAUAUCUUUAAGCUUGCUUAAUAUGAAUGAACAGAAUAAUGAUGAAGACCAGAGAAAUAGCGAGAAAGAUGAAGUAUCAACAGAAGUCAGUGAUACAAAGAAAACAUUUAUAAAAUGUGUAAAUAUAGAUUAUUUACUUGAGGAACCAAAAAAGGCAAACAUUUCAGUUGUGGAAAUUGAUGAUGAUGAUGAUGAAGAUGAAGAAAGUGUUGGAAUAAAAAUAAAAACCAAGGAGUCGGAAAAAAAAAGUGAUAAGAUACGAGAAAGUUCAACUAAACGGAUCACAAACAAACCAAAAAGGAAACCUAAAAAUAUUAUAUUAACUGGUGAAUCAUCUGAUGAGAAUUACUGGGAAAGGAAAAGAGAAGAGGUAAAAUCAUUUGAACCUAAGCAGUUUAGAAUAGAUAUCCACAGGCUACCCAAUUUCUCUGUAGACUUUCUAAAAACUCACAAUAUAAAUAAAAUUGUGCAGAAUGGUCGCCUUGUUUGUGAUUUAGAAACUCUUUUAAAAAACUCAAGUGAGAAUGGUAAAGAGAAUGUAGAACCAGUGUUGUCUAAAAAUCUUUUAACGGAAGAAAUGGUUGAUAAGAAUUUAAAAGAAAUUUCUAACAAAAAAUCAAUUUCAGAAGACUCAGGAGCUGACACCGUGCAUGUGAAAAACAGCUUAUUAAAUGAUUCCGAUUCUGAUAAAUCUCUGAAUAAACAUAUGGACAAUGAUUUGCUUAAAGAAGCAGAGAGUGUAAGAAAUGCACUUCUUCAUGACAGUGAUUCAGAUGAUCAUAGUGACUUAGAAAAUAGGAAACACUCUGGUGUAAAAAAUGAUGAAAAUGCUAAAAAUUCUGUACCAAAGGAAGUGACUAGUGAUACUGUGAGCAAUCAGAAUUUUUCUGAAAAUCCCACAUCAAAGGAAGGGACGAGUGACACUGUGGAAGAUCAGAAUUUUUCGAAAAACCAUGAAACAGAAUCCAGAGACAAAUGUCCUCCAUCACCUCAACCUAAUGAAGACCCCAAUAAAGUAAAAUCAUCAUUAUUGAAUGAUUCCUCAGAUAGUGCUUUACAAGCUUCUAAGGAAAGUAAAAGAAAUAGUGAAAAAGAUACAUCGCCUCAGUUGAAUGAAGAUUCUGAAAAAGUUAAGUCCUCAUUAUUAAAUGAUUCUUCAGAUAAUACUUCUUUAUCAUUAAAUAAAAGAAAAAGAAGUAUUGAAAAAGUUUCACCACAUAAAUCUAAAAGAAGACACAUUAUGGAAAGUAUGCAUGCUAAGAAAAUGCUUCUGACUUACUCGUCAAGCUCAGAUACUGAGGAUGAAGAGUUAAGAAGUGCUUUGAAGGAGAUUAAAGAGUCUUUACUGAAAGGAAUUACUUCCGAUGAAGAGAGUAAACCAAACAAAUUGCAACAAAAUAAAGAUUCGACUUCAGAAUCUGAAAAAAGUGAUACAAAAGAAUUAAAUAAAAAUAGCAGUAAAUUUAACAAAACUUCAUCAGCUUCAGAAGGCGAAAGAAUAUUUAAAAAAAGGCAUAAAAGUUCCAAAAGCAAAAAGAGGCAGUUUAAGUAUGAUGAUACGGAUAAAUCUGAGGCAGACAUUGAUGAAAAUACAAAUUCCAGUUCACGCAAGAUGGGCCAUUCUAGAGCUAAACCGGGCAGUAGCAGCAGUCAAAAUUCAGAUACUCAGGAUGCAAAUGACAAAGACAUUGACGGACUAACGAACCUAAACACGCUGAGCAAGACGCGUCGCCGGCGUGGUUCAACGUCAUCCGACCACACUGCAGAUACAGCGCAGACGAGCUCUAUUAAAAGUGACGAUAUGCCCAAAGUGCCUCGAAUCAAAGCCGAGAGUCUUCUCAAAGCUGAGAGCAGUUCCGACGCAGCGUCGAUAGCGGGCAGCGAGGAAGGGGAAGAGGCUGAAGAAAUACCAACGGUUUCAAUGUCGGCUAUCAACGGAGACGGAAUCCCACACCUGGCUAAAGAUGAUUUGUUAGAGGAAAGUGACUCUUCAAGCUCGCACAAUGAAAAAGCCUCACAGGAGGAAAGCAAAAGAUCUGAUACUGAAGAGGAAGAUAACGUUAAGUUGAAGCGUCGUAAAGCGCACGCCAUCUCGUCGGACUCUGAGGCCGGGUCGUCGCGGCGUCGCGAACGCGGACGCAAGCUGAGCGACUUCGAGGAAUCGGAUGAUGACGGCUCAGAGCCUGCCGUCAAGAAGAAGCGCAAGAAGAAGCCCAGCGACAGCGACGACCAAUCUUCCGACGAUAGCGGGAAGAAGAAGCGACGUCGUAUCAAGAACGUAGAUGACAGUGACGCGUCCGACUCCGACACGGAAAAUGAAGGUCGAAAUAAGCAUGGCAGGAAAAACAUUCGGAAGGUUAUGGGUAAAAACCAACUUGAAGAAGCAACCAAGAAGGCAGCGCGUGAGGAAAAAGAGAGGAUUGCCCGAAUUGCAGAAAGGCAAAAGAUGUACAAUAACCUGGAGUUCGAUGAAUCUGGUAAACCUGAUGAAGUAAUUUUGGAGAAGGUGGUCCUUGAUUUUGAUCCAGAGACAAAGGAGCCGCUGAUUGAAGUUGACAGGGGCCUUGUAAAGAAACUUAAACCACAUCAGGCGAAUGGUAUAAAAUUCAUGUGGGAUGCCUGCUUCGAGAGUGUGAAACGAAUUAAAAAGGACAAAGGUUCUGGAUGCAUUCUUGCACAUUGUAUGGGUCUUGGAAAGACUCUACAGGUGGUUUCGCUGACGCAUACGCUUCUGACGCACAGUGAAUUGACUGGUGUACAUCGCGUAUUAGUAGUGUGCCCACUUAGCACUGUGCUCAACUGGGUCAACGAGUUUCGCAUAUGGCUCAAACACACAGAGAAUGAGUACGACGUUGACGUGUACGAACUGUCCAGAUAUAAACAAAACUCGGAGCGUGCGUUCCAACUCCAGCAGUGGUUCGAAUCGGGAGGAGUGUGUGUGCUCGGCUAUGAAAUGUUCCGAAACCUGUCUGCGGAUAACUCAAAGAAGUUUAAGAAGAAGAUGUUGAAGAGCUUCCAGGAGAGCUUGGUUGACCCUGGUCCUGACCUGGUGGUGUGCGACGAAGGACACCUGCUGAAGAAUGAGAAGACCAGCCUCUCACAGUCCAUGAACAGGGUCAGGACGCAACGUCGCAUUGUACUCACCGGAACGCCUCUGCAGAAUAAUCUUAGAGAAUACUACUGCAUGGUGCAAUUCGUGAAGCCGAACCUGCUGGGCAAGUACAAUGAGUAUUUGAACCGGUUUGUGAACCCCAUCACCAACGGACAGUACACAGAUUCAACAGAGCACGACAUCCGCGUUAUGAAGCGACGCUCGCACGUUCUGCACAAAAUGCUCGACGGUGCUGUGCAGAGGAGAGAUUAUGGGGUGCUGGCGCCCUUUUUGCCUCCAAAACACGAGUACGUACUCUUCAUAACACUGUCGGAAGUACAAAUCAAGUUAUAUCAGCAUUAUUUGGAUAAUUAUUCCAGAAGGCCACUUCCUGGAAAAUCCUCUGGGUUCCUCUUCCCAGACUUUCAAUCACUGCAAAGGAUAUGGACGCAUCCAUUAGUACUCAAGUACAAUUCAGAGCGAUAUGAGAUUAUGCAACAGAAAAAGAGGGAGAGAGAAGAAGAAGACUCAGAAGGAUCGUUAGCAGACUUCAUUGAUGAUGAUUCUACACCUGAUGAAAGUUCAACAGAAGAAUCAUCAGAUGACUUUUCAGAUGCGAGUGAUGACAGUCGCAAAAAAAAUAAAAAGAAAAAAGCAGCCAAGAAGGGUAAAGUAAAAGAUGGCAAAGCUAGCACCCGAAGGGGCACUAGAGCUAAUCCAGUGGAACAUCCAGAGGAAGACGAAAAGCCAUUAGAGUCUCUGGAGACGAAGUACGAAAACCCAACAGAAUGGUGGAUGAAGCUGGUGACAGACGACGAGCUUGAGGAUAUGCGCAACUCGCACAAGCUGGUGCUCUUGUUCGAUAUCCUGCGGCAGUGUGAGGCGAUUGGCGAUAAAUUAUUAGUAUUCUCACAGUCUCUGUAUUCACUGGACCUUAUUGAGCACUUCUUGGGCAAAGUCGACGAAGCUACACAAGAAGGACGUAUUGACGAAAAACUUGGUGGACAUGUUGGGUCCUGGUCACCGGGAAUAGAUUACUUCAGACUGGAUGGCUCCACCUCCUGUGAGAACAGGUCAAUUUGGUGCAAGAACUUUAACAGAGAAGAUAACCCUAGAGCUAGAUUAUUCCUAAUAUCAACGCGAGCGGGUGGACUCGGCAUCAAUCUAGUGGCAGCGAACCGUGUUGUAAUUUUCGACGUGUCAUGGAAUCCCUCACAUGACGUCCAGAGUAUUUUCCGCGUCUAUCGUUUCGGACAGAAGAAACCCUGUUAUAUUUAUAGGUUUCUUGCGAUGGGCACAAUGGAAGAGAAAAUCUACGAGCGUCAGGUGACAAAGCAGGCGAUAUCGAAGCGCGUGAUCGACGAGCAGCAGAUCGACCGGCACUACGCGGAGAACGACCUGGCCGAGCUGUACAAGUUCGAGCCGCGGCCGCCCGUGCCGCGCCCGCUGCCGCCGCUGCCGCGCGACCGCCUGUUCGCCGAGAUGCUGCGCGAGCACGAUGCACAGAUCUACAAAUAUCACGAGCAUGAUUCACUUCUCGAAAACAAAGAAGAGGAGACGCUUAGUGAAGAGGAACGUAAAGCGGCGUGGGAGGACUUCGAGAAUGAGAAAAACCGCCCGCCACCUGCGCCCUUCCCGGCGCCCUGGCAGAUGGCUAACGGAAUGGUGCCCGGAUUGCUGGCGCAACAGCAACAACAGCUGGCCUUCGCCGCUCUCGGAGCUAUGAUCCGCAAGACUGUGCCUAAUGUCAACGACAACCAGAUACGAGAUAUGCUGCCUCUCAUUUAUAAUGCCAAUCCAGGGAUGUUCGGUGGAUAUGACUAUGGCUUAAUGCAGAAAAUGGGCGACAUCUACAAGUAUGCACAACCAGGCAUGAUGAACCCGGCCAUGAUGAAUCCAGUUAUGAAUCCUGGUGGUGGUGCAGGAAAUUUAGGAGGUUCUAGUGGCUUGCAGUACGAGCCUCCGUGGCAGAGGCAACAGCAGCAACAACAAAAUAUAAGGUUGCAACAGAUGAUGCAGCAACAACAACACCAAAAUAUGACCGCGAAGUACUACGCGGGCGGGCUGGGCAGCCGCGACCCGGUGGCGAUGGCGCUGCAGCAGCAGCGCUCGCGCGAGAUCAUGCUCGGCGAGCGCGGGCGCCCGCGUGGCCGCCCGCCGCUGCAGCGCGCGCCCGCAGCGGCGCCUGACGUCGUCAACCUUGCCGACUCCGACUAG
Parnassius apollo (apollo) is the source of this 6339-nucleotide messenger RNA. The record is from the annotation of a GenBank genome assembly. NCBI's taxonomy places the organism in Eukaryota, Metazoa, Arthropoda, Insecta, Lepidoptera, Papilionidae.